AUGAUGCUCUCUAGCCUCGUCACCCUUGCCCUCGUCCUCGCCGGCUGCCACGCCGCGCCUUCGGGACCCCGUCGCACGGACUCCGAGUCUACGCAGCACCCUCUCGCCUACGCUUCUCUUCCCUACGAGCCCGAGACGGCCGCACGCACCCCACCCUCGCUUCCCGAUGGUGAUUAUGCCUUCAGCUUCAAGCAGCACAAGUGGAACUACAACGGCGCCGGUGUCAACCACAUGAGCACGGGCACCUGGUAUUCAUCGCUCUCUCAAGCCAAGGUCCUCGUCACUGCCAGCACACUCGACUGGGCUUCCAACAACGCCACCCUCGCCGGUGAGCUGACCGGCGCCUACACCUCGUCCCUCUUCGACUAUGCCGACGCUUCUGCGGCGUCCAAGGCCAACGUCAAGAACUACUACUUUGCCAGCGACUACACCAAACCCGUCAGUUUAGGCACCUGUAACGCAAACGAGCUUCCCAUCGGCGCAGCUCAGGGUCAGCUUCUGCCCCCCGACUUCCUCCGUCAGAAUGGCAUCUACGCGGGCACCGAGCUCCUGCCCCAGUACGGUCAGGCGGACAAGUGGGUCGCCUUUUUCGGCCAGGGCCUCGCACUCAGCUUCUACUUUGUCACCGCAACUGAUGGCCACCAGCGCUGGGUCCGCUACGACCAAUACUCACGGGGAGAGCAGACCACCGUCGUCACCGAAAUCUUCAACCUGCGCGAGAAUGCUCGGUUCAAGGCCGGUCUCUUCAAUCCUUGCAAGCCGUAG
Moesziomyces antarcticus is the source of this 765-nucleotide messenger RNA. RefSeq lists its product as uncharacterized. The coding region runs from base 1 to 765 and encodes 254 amino acids. NCBI's taxonomy places the organism in Eukaryota, Fungi, Basidiomycota, Ustilaginomycetes, Ustilaginales, Ustilaginaceae. The record is from RefSeq and is a predicted model, not a curated record. The transcript has a single exon.